CUGGGGUCUCUGUGGGGUCCCAGGAAGAGCUGGGGGCUCCAUGGGGCAGGAAGGCACUGGUGUUUCUGUGGGGCUGGGAGCCCCUGGAAGACCAUGGGCAGAGCUGGAGGCUCUGUGGGGCUGGGAGGUGCUGUGGGGCACAGGGGGUCGUUCCUCAGCUCCGGGGCUAGAGCCCAGCAGCACCACUGCCCAGCUCGCCUGCGCCCUGGGGGGCUCUGCCCCAUGCGCUGGGGGGCAGUUGACCCCCCCCACGCCGGUCCCUGUGCAGUGAGGUGCCUCCUGCCUGGACGGGGCCGCUCGGCCGGGGCGCGAGCAGGCCGGAGGGCACUGCUGGCUGCGUGUCAGUGGCCCCUGAGCCGCCCUCGCAGCCGUGCCCCGGCGCGGUUGAGGGGGGUUUAAUCAGGCUUCGCCACGUGCUGCUGGACUCUUCCCGGGGAAGACGCUCCUUGCAAAGUGCUAAACAGUGUUUCUGUUGGCCUGGCUCCAGGAGGGAAUAGUUCAUAAAAGUGAAUCUCUAUCACUAACAGUUAGUGAUAAAUAAUGAAGCAGCGCACUUUUCUCCUCUGCUUCCUCGGCCCCCUCCGGCAGCUGUUUCUGUUGAGUGUUAGGAGUAAUGGCCUAUUUCACAACAUGUGCUUCCAUGGGGCGGGGGGAACAGUCACUGUGUGCAGGAGUUAUCCACAGCAGCCCUUUGUGUUUUAACCAUGUUGCAAGUUGUUUUUUUCUUCUGAGGAGCAAAGUACAUCUUAUAAACCAUAAUGAAUUCAGCUUCCCAGUCUGUUCUUGAGUGUUUCAUCCGCUGGGAGACAGGCGAUUGUAUCAUCACCUGGAAAUGUAAUUUGAAUCGUCUUCUAAUUAGAUGACGGGAUCGCAGGGAUGGGUUCUGCACUGCCCUGCACUUUUGUUUUCUUGUUCGCAACUGCAGAGCGCGUGUGUGAAGCCCUCCCAGCUCCCAGAGGGACGUUUCACCCACUCUGAGCUGCCGUAAGUGAUUGCACAAGACGUGGAGCAGCAGAUCAGGGCCAGCGUUUGCUCUGGUCCCCAGUGGCGCGGCGUCUGAGUGCCUGACAAACAUUAAUGGAGUCAUCACUCGCAGUUUCGUGUGGAAAUUGGUUUUGCAAGCUCUAGUCAACAGAGCUAAUGAUAAUAAUUAAAGAGAAAGCUGUUAGUGCUCCUUGCGCAGGGUUUCCUGGGGGCCUGUUUACUCUGCCUCUCUUGAGAAAUAGCUUGAGUUUUGCGUGGUCCUGACACCAUUUCAACAUCGACUGUUCUUCCCAGGUGGACGGAGGGGCCGGCACGUGGCGGAGGCAGAGCUGCUGCCUCUCGUAGGGCCACGUGCGAGGAGGGAUGAGGGUGAAAGGCAUUGGCUGCCCAGGCAGGGGCCAGCACAGCCCCGCACAGAUGCUGCUACCGCUGCAGGCGCUCUGGUGAUCGCAGAGGAUCAAAAUGAGGACCUAGUCCCAAAGCUGUUGCGUGUAGAUCCCCCUGUCCUGGUCGUUGUGCCCGAGAGAGGCACAGCACUCCUGUGUUACCUGCUGCCGCAGGCUGGCUGCCGGGCUCGUUUAAAUGGCUGUUUUCAGUCAGAGGCAUCGACGGGAUGCGAUGGCCUCCUGGGAUUCAGGGACCUUGGCGAGAAAGGGGCCGGCUGUGGUGGUCCCUGGCGCGGCACGGCUUCCCUGCCCCCGGGCAUCGCUCGGGGCUGGACGCGAGGUGCUGGCUGAGGUGGCCGCGGCCUGAUGUGACAUGCUGAAUCCAUCCAAAAUGACCCAUUUUCUGACGGCGGCAGGCGAUGAGUAGCUGUGACUGUCGCCUGGCUGGGUCUCUGCGGUGGGAGCGAGCUGGCGGGAUCCUCGCGGAGCGGCAGCCCUUUCCUGGGGCCGCACUCCCCUCUGCUGGAAGGCCGUAAAGACGCAGCCCAUUCCCGGCUGAUGCCUUCCACGGGGAGAUUUGAUUUAAUGGGAGCAGCGAAACAGCCCCCAGGCCUGGAGAGGGCCCAGCAGUCCUUGAGUUUUCACAUGCAGGAAAAGAAAUGGCCAAGCAUUAGGCAAUAAAAAUGUGAAGUGGCAUCUUGACUGCGGCGCUUUAGUACCCUUGUGAAGUGCUGGAGACUGCGCUGCCCCCGGGGAAGGCGGACCGAGAGCCGGUGAUGGGAGCUGAAGCCGGCUGCGUUCAGAUGAGAUAUUAUGUCUGUUCGGAUGAGAAACGCAGCGGGGAGGACGAGCCAUCGCUGGCGCGGAGCCCUUCGGCCUCGCAGCCCAGCGCCUUUGAGCGUGGUGUCAUCCGCAGGUGUUUGCCAGGCGCUGAUCCGAGCCGGGGGACCCCGCCGUGCGCAGGGCGGGUGAGGUCAGGGCUGCUCGAAACCAGGCAGAGACGCCACGUUUCUCUCUGCAGCUGCUGUUCUGGUGCAGCGUGGCCCGUCCCGCGCGCUCCCCUCGGGUACCGCACCCGCGGCUGAGCCGUGGCAUCUCUCAGACCCCGUCCCUGUUGCCGCCAGAUGGCAGGGCUGCCCUUCAAUGGCAGAGGACACGGGGACAGCCGGCAGUGACAUUGCUCCUGUCCCCGCUGUGCCGUGCGUGCAUGCUGCAGCUCGAGGUCCUCGGGCCCGGGGUCCCUAGGGCACGUGCUGGGCCCGCUCCGGGUGGUGUUUCGCCGCAGAGAGCGGCCGAUGUGCGGCUGCUUCCCGCUUCGUUCAGUGAAGCUGCAGCAGCUCUUGCAUCCCCGCCGCGUCCAGCUCGAAUUCGGGGUGCUGGGGAGGUGGUGCAACCUCGCCGGGCCGGUCUGGGUGCCACCGCUCGCUCCCGCGAGCUGAGCAGCGGCGUGGUUCCUCCCGCGAACCAAAGCGCUUCGACUCGCCGGCUUCCUCCCUCCUGGCCGCCCCGGGUGCUGGCGAGCCCCCAGUGCCGAGACAAUGCGGGGGGCGAUGCCGACUGGCCCCCAGGGACAGCAAGGACCCCGCUGUCCCACUGCCGAGGGCUGAUGUCACUUCUCAAGCGUCCUGAGUCAUGGGACCCUCCUUCCUUCCCUUUCCUGCGGAGGACGGCUGGGGCGGCCGGCGCUGGGAGGGCUGCUGGGCCACGGGGCUCGCGGGAAGAUUGUGCAAAGCCUGCAGCCACCGGGGUUUGGUGUUCGCGGCGGUGCGAGGAGGCCACGAGGCCGCGGGGAUGGGCACGCACCGUGCCUGGCUCAUCCAAGGGGUCCUCCUGGCCGCGGCCGUGCAGUUCGCAGGUGGCCGAGUUCAGCCAGAGCGGGUUCGAGCGCCCCAACCCCAGCGACCGCUUCAAGCAGCGGCUGGAGAUGUUCAACGCGACGGCGCUGCGGAUCCGGGCCCUGGAGCCGGGCGACAGCGGCAUUUAUGGCGCCCGGGUGAUCCUGCACCCGGCCGUGGUGCAGGAUCAGUCCUUCAACCUCUCCAUCUACGAGCCGCUGCCGGACCCCGAGAUCCAGAGCUGGCUGCUCUCCGAAACCCCCGCGCAGUGCAACGUCUCGCUGCGGUGCCGGGUGCCCAGCGGGACCAGGGCCACCGUCACCUGGGUGUCCCCCCACGGGGACCCACAGGGCCUCAGGGUGCGUGCCAGCGGCGGCGGGACGCUCAGCGUGGAGGUGCAGCCCGGCGGCGUGAACACCACCCUGAGCUGCAGCGUCCGCGGCGUCGCGGAGGAGCGGAGGAGGUGAAGGCAUCCGGCUCGGCCGCUGGACCACGAUGGCUGCGGUGAUCCUCCUGGGACGCUCCGCCUGGCAGCUCUCGCCGUGACGGAGACGGGCAGGAGCAGGGCCGGACUCCCCUGGAGCAGCCCCGAGCGCGGUGCCGAGCCUGCCGCUCGGACCUGGGGCACGGUGACGGCUCAGCUCUCUGCACACGCUGGCUGACGUCUUCUGGUUUGCGUUGGUGCUGCCUGGUCAUCUCUCAUGUGGCUCCUGGUGACACUGGCACUUCCCUUUCUGUCACUUGACAAUAAAUACAGCCCGUUCUCGUGGCUGGCCCAGCUCCAGCUGGAGGAGGUGGUUUCUGGGAGUUGUCUGCACCAGUGCAAACCCUGAUCUUCCGUCUCGCCCCGUGCCGGUUUGGGGCCGGGGGAGUGCAGGGGGCAGAGCUGGCUGCCGCCGCUUUGCUCCUCUGUGUGUUCCCAAGGGAACCGCACAGUUCCCAAGGGUUCCCACGGCCACCGGACACCCUCCGGGCUGCCCUUCCCGCAGGGCUCACGGCGCUUCCCAGCACCGAGGGCUCGGGGAGAGACCCGCCGGCCAGCUCCAGCGCGCCGCAGAGCCCAUCCGAAGAAACCAGCGGCUGCAGCCCGGGCUCCAGAUGUCCCCAAGUCCCGACGUCCCCAGCGGGUGCCCAGUGCCCUCAAGCUGCCCGAAGAGUUUCCCUGGCUGCAGAAGGGGAGACGUCUGUGAGCAGCAGCAGCGCGGCAGCUCCAGGGAGAAAGCGGCCGUUCCUGCAUCACCCAAAAACGGGGUCUGCGCUGAGGGAUGCUCCAGCACAGCCGCGUUUUGGUCCUCUGGAGCUUUCCGAGCGCGUGAGUCCGCGGUGCCUUCCCGAAGGCAGGAGGAGUUUGUGCACAGGACGAGCACCGCGCGGCAUCGCACGCAGGGCUUGGGCACUGCUCGGUGGCAGAAGCAGCGAGACGGGGCUGAGCCCCGCUUUGCUCUCUUCCGCGGGUCCCGCGGGCCACACUUGGGUGCUUCCUCUGGGCCCUCCAGCCGCUCGGAUCUCUGCUUCCUCAGCCCUUUUAGAGCGGGCUGGUUUUCCCCAUUAGCUGGAAAAUCGAUCUCAGCAACUUUCGUUUCCCGCCUCCGUCCAAGAGUCGCAGGAGGAACCAUGAACCCGGACAAUAUUGUCCGGCCCCGUAACGGAGCCCUGCUCAGAUGCCAGCUCUGCUUGGACGCCGGCCCUGCUCCCCGGGAUCCCAACGGCAUUUCGGGGCCGUAGGCUCCCCCCUCUCUCCCUCCCGCUGCCUCAGUUUCCCUGGCAGUUUGGGGUCCCUCAUGAGGAGGAGCCGGGGGAGAAGGGCUGGACUCAUUAGUCUUUCCCUUGUGGAUUAGUUAUUUUAUCUGGUGUGGAGAGCAGCUAGCGCCUUCCCCGCAGCUCUGCCCCCCUGAAGGAGCCCGUGGAGCGGCGCCGGGGCGACUUGCUCCCCUCGCCCGGAGCUGCUGGAGGCUUUGAAUAAAAAAUGAGCUUUCGGCGGUGCUAA
Dromaius novaehollandiae (emu) is the source of this 5192-nucleotide messenger RNA. RefSeq names its product SLAM family member 8-like. The coding region runs from base 2578 to 3672 and encodes 364 amino acids. Lineage: Eukaryota; Metazoa; Chordata; Aves; Casuariiformes; Dromaiidae. The transcript is spliced from 4 exons. The record is from RefSeq and is a predicted model, not a curated record.